AUUCGGCCCAAUUGCUCCACGAUGACGGACGUAGAGAAGAAGGUCGACAUGUCGCUCGACGAGCUGGUGGCGAUGCGCCAGAAGGAGGCCAAGAAGAAGGCGAGUCCUACACUAUCGAUACGACCCCACUCACCCGUCACCGUCCGCAGGCGAAGAAGCCCGCCAAGAAGGCGACGGCCCGCGGCGCCGCGAAGACGGCAUCCAAGAAGGGUAAGCCGACGAGAAAAGCAGUCGCCGCGGCGGCCAGCAAGAUGAACCGCCAGCAGAAGAUGAACGCUCGCAGAGGCAUCGGCGGCCCCAAGCUCUCGCAGAACGAGAUCCAGAAGCGCGCAAGCAAGGCGACGAAGAAGAAGGGUGCCAAGGUCACGCUCAAGGGCCGCGGCGCGAAGGUUAAGAAGCCGGCGUUCAAGCCUGCUGGCAAGGCCAAGGCCCCGGUGCAGCCGAAGAGCUUUACUAUCGAGCCGAACAAAGGUGAUAGACCUGUUUCUAUCAAAGACUUCGUGCUGUGAGCGGCCGCGUCGCUCGCUGCCUUCGAUUUGAACGCAGGACAUCGCGUCGAUGGCGUGGUGGGUAUCGACGCCGUAUCCGCGCAGGCCCAAGGGCACUAAGAUGCAGAUCAGCUUCAAGAAGGUCAAGCCCGCCGCGAAAGGAUCCAAAGCCAAAGCUCCGGUCAAGAAGAAGGCCGUCGCCAAGCGCAAGGCGCCCGCGAAGAAGACGGCGCCUACCCGUAAAGCGCCCGCACGCAAGGCUUCCGCCAAGAAGCCAACCGCCAAGAAGAUCCAGGUAAACGUCGGCGCCAAGAAACGGCCGCAAAGGAAGAAGAAGUAGAUGCGGUGGCGUAAGUGGCUCAGAUUUUACCCGGCGUACUCAACGUAUCAUACGAUGCUUAAGAACCGGGGAGAGAAC
Messenger RNA from Pelagomonas calceolata, 906 nucleotides. NCBI's taxonomy places the organism in Eukaryota, Pelagophyceae, Pelagomonadales, Pelagomonadaceae. The record is from the annotation of a GenBank genome assembly.